Molecule: messenger RNA, 1725 nt
Organism: Alligator sinensis (Chinese alligator)
Lineage: Eukaryota; Metazoa; Chordata; Crocodylia; Alligatoridae
Gene: EME2
Product: essential meiotic structure-specific endonuclease subunit 2
Exons: 11
Biological process (GO): double-strand break repair; resolution of meiotic recombination intermediates; replication fork processing
Cellular component (GO): nucleus; Holliday junction resolvase complex
Molecular function (GO): DNA binding; nuclease activity
Source: RefSeq, a predicted model, not a curated record
GGGGCCGCGGGGCUCGGCAGGGAGCAGCAGAGGGCGGACAGAGCGCGGAAGAAGGCGCAGGACGCGCUGCAGAAGCGGCAGCGCCGGGAGGCGGCCCAGGCCCUGCGGCUCCUGCGGCCCGAGCAGUGCCUGAAGUACGUGGCCGUGUGCGUGCACCCAGGUCUUCUGGAAGAUCCUGGAUCAGAUGCCUUGAUUGAAGCUUUGAGUUCCUUGGAGUGUAGCUACUGCAUUGAGCCUCAGGCAGUGCCCUACAGUAUAACCUGGAGGAGAAAUAUUCCUCACAGUUUAUCCAGUACAGAUGGUCCCACGAUGAAGUCUGAAGAGGAAAAAGAGGUGCUGGUGCUGGUAGAUCCGAGGGACUUUCUCAAGCGUCUUUUUUCUGUAUUUCAGAGUCUAAGCGGUGCUCCAUCAGACAGCAGGCCUGAUCUCAGCCAGGUGUUGCCUUUGGAUGGUCCGGAGGGGCCCCCCACAAAAAAUUGCAGCCUGGCUGUCAUUGGACUGGAUGCCUACAGAUGGUACAAUCGGGGUUGGGACAGGCAGCAGGCACUGUGCUCUGGAGAACAGGGUCAGCAGGAGGAUCCCAGAUUCCAGCCUUGCCCAGAGCUGUCAAUGACAAAGCAGGAGAUAGAGGAGGUGCUGGUGGUGCUGCAGCUGUGGGCUAACACUAUGGUAUCAUUCCUGGACACGUGGCAGGAAUUCAGUCAGCAUGUCUCCGCACUGACUAAAGCAAUAGCAAAACGCCCAUACAAGAAACAACGGGAGACUGAAUUAUUCUCCUUCUGCACUGAUGGGAAGUGGUCCAGUGGUGUGCGAGUGGAGAAGGAUGGGACAGGACUCCGACAGGCAUGGAAGAGACAAAUCCAGCAGUUUAACAGAGUCAGCCCUGCUGCGGCAGCAGCCAUAGCAGAAUUCUUAAGGGAAGAAUUGCUGGGGAAUAUGAACCAUGUGUCAUUUCUCCCUAGGUACAAUCGGGGUUGGGACAGGCAGCAGGCACUGUGCUCUGGAGAACAGGGUCAGCAGGAGGAUCCCAGAUUCCAGCCUUGCCCAGAGCUGUCAAUGACAAAGCAGGAGAUAGAGGAGGUGCUGGUGGUGCUGCAGCUGUGGGCUAACACUAUGGUAUCAUUCCUGGACACGUGGCAGGAAUUCAGUCAGCAUGUCUCCGCACUGACUAAAGCAAUAGCAAAACGCCCAUACAAGAAACAACGGGAGACUGAAUUAUUCUCCUUCUGCACUGAUGGGAAGUGGUCCAGUGGUGUGCGAGUGGAGAAGGAUGGGACAGGACUCCGACAGGCAUGGAAGAGACAAAUCCAGCAGUUUAACAGAGUCAGCCCUGCUGCGGCAGCAGCCAUAGCAGAAGCAUAUCCCUCCCCAAGCCUGCUGCUUCAGGCCUAUGAAGAGUGCAGCACAGAGAAUGACAGACUUCACCUGCUGAGUGACAUCCAGGUAAAGCCAGAGGAUGGUGGGAGAGAACGGCGGAUUGGACCAGACAUAUCACGCCGAGUUUAUCUUUUCAUGGUGUCCACCAGUCCAGACCUUGUUUUGGAUCUGAGUGCGUAGUGGGGCUCAGAAGGUGGGAGAUGGACCAGUUAUUACAUCUGUGGAGACCCAGCUGUGGCGGAGGAGCUAGUGGUACAACCAGGAUACUGUGAGUCCUGUGUGGGGUGGCUGCAGAUUCUUGUGCGGGAUGAAGACUUGCAGCUCAAUAAAUGUCUUGUUAUAAAUGCU